GCAAUAGUUAGUUCACUUUAGUUGGCCUAUCCAUUUCUUUAAAACACCAACUCUCUUAAACUCUCCAACCUACCUUCCAAAAACCAAGAAAAAAUCCAUAACAUUUCUUAUGUUAUACAGUUUCCAUUUUUUGUGAACCAUCUCACAAAAGACCAAUUCCAAUGGAAAUCUCAUGCAAAAUUCUAAGAAAAUCAAUUCACACUUUUCUUCAAAACUAUCAAUAUCUCACCACAAAAGCAUCAUUCCUAGCCUUACCAUUCUCAGCAUCAAUCCUACUCUCACAAGCAUUAGUCCCUUUAUCUUCAUCACUCUUUCCUCAAAUCUACAAUCACCUAAAAACUCUCUUUCAUGCUGCAGGCUUUCCCUCAUCACACUUGUUUACUAUUCUCAACCUUAAAGUUUCUCAAACAAUCACUUCCUCAAUCUUCACUUUUCCUUUCACUCUCACCUUUUUCCUCAUUGCAAAAGCAUUCAUAAUUCAAUCUUUGAAUAAGAGCGGAAAGAAUUCGUCCUAUAAUUAUAAACCAAUCCUUCACACGUAUUUCUACAACACUUUCUUCAUUCUUUCCGCGAACGCAUCUACCUUUUGUCUCCUUUUUCUCGCCUUUAGUUUCUCUGAAGGGAUAGGAAACUCUUCGCCGAGUUUGACAAUUUUUCUGUCGGCCGCAGCUGUGGUUUUCUUCUCGGUGAUCCUUGCAAAUGCACUCGUGAUAUGCAGCAUGGCACUCACGGUGUCUGGUAUGGAGGGACGUGGAGGAUAUAUGGCGAUUCUGAAAGCGUGUAUUCUUCUAAGGGGGAAGACGACAAUGGCUUUGUUCUUGGCCUUACCUGUCAAUGUAGGCUUGGCUGCCAUUGAAGCCUUGUUUCAAUUUCGGGUCGUGCGAGGGUAUUAUAUCGGUGAAAAUUCAUUGUUUUUAGUAGCUUUGGAGGGUGUUUUCAUAGCUUAUCUGUACUCGAUUUUCAUCAUCAUUGAUACUAUUGUGAGUUGCAUGUUUUACAAAAGCUGCAAAAUAAGAGAAACAUGGAUUGAUAAGGAAGACAAACAUUUUUUGAGAAUUGAAUUCGUUGAGGAGGAGAAUUAUUAUGGUUACUUGGGAGUCAAGAAUUUCCAAGAACUACCUUGAGUGUCAUAUAUGGUUGCAUCAAUGGCUUUGUUUCUACUUCAGUUUCUCAAAAAGAGAUACAAUUAUUUUAGCAGGAAUUUGAAAAAUCCAUUCAUGUUUGUUACUCGAUUCAAACCAAGCGACUUUCAAAGGCGUGAAGGUUUUCAUCUCGGCUAUGUGCAAGAACAAGAAGCUGGAGAUUAGUUCAAUAUUACAUUUUAAUGUUCUUUCAUUGAUAUUCUUAAAAUAUGUCUAUUUUUAUUUCAUCACUUGUAAAUUGAUCAGUCAUAUAAUACAGUGUGAAUAAUAUACAAAGGAUCCUUCUUAUUUCCCUUA
Messenger RNA from Lathyrus oleraceus (garden pea), 1439 nucleotides. RefSeq lists its product as uncharacterized. The record is from RefSeq and is a predicted model, not a curated record. Lineage: Eukaryota; Viridiplantae; Streptophyta; Magnoliopsida; Fabales; Fabaceae. The coding region runs from base 162 to 1124 and encodes 320 amino acids. The transcript has a single exon.